GGUCAGUCCGGGUCCCAGUUCAGUUCACUCCGUCCUCAAAUAUUAUUACUACUGUCUGUGAUCACAUUCAGGUUUAAAAGCGGGGCGAAGGUGACACGCUUAAAUUGGGAAAGAAUUUGAUAUAAUGCCAGCCAGCUAGAUAGCGAGGUUACAUUAAUUGCCUAGUGUCGGAAUAUAUUGUCGAACAGAAGAUAACCAGAGGUAAAAUGAUUGCAACUGACUGGCUGUCAAACCCAACUAAUUAGGUUCUGUCACUAUGACUUUCGGUACCCGGCUUCUGUGUCUCUCACGAUCUUUGGUGCACCAAGCUCGCUGGCAACAGGUGCCAAGAUGUCACCUGUGCACCAAACCGGCGGGGUCACGCUACAAAGCCGUUGUUUUCGACAUGGGAGGUGUGCUACUACCUUCACCCUACCACAAGGCAGCUGAAUGGGAGCAGCAGAACGGCGUUCCGAAGGGAACGAUCGGCCAGGCCAUCAGAACGGGUGGCGAAGGGAACGCCUGGAGGAAGUUCAUGCGCGGAGAGCUGGGAGCAGAAGAGUUUGUGGAGGCUUUCAGUGAGGAGUGCUCACAGAUAGCAGGCUCCCCGGUGUCGGCAGGUUCCUUCCUCCAGGCCCUGACGACGGGCCCCAUGGCGCGGCCCCGCCCGGCCCUGAUGCAGGCGGUGCAGUGUGUGCGGGCCGAGGGCCUGAAGACCGCCGUGCUCAGUAACAACUUCUUCCUGCAGGGCGGCGCCACCUUCCUCCCCCUCGACCGCUCCGCCUUCGACGUGAUAGUGGAGUCGUGUCUGGAGGGCGUGUGCAAGCCUGACGCCCGGAUUUACCAUCUUUGUGUGGACCGGCUGGGGGUGUCCCCACAAGCCACCGUGUUCCUGGACGAUAUCGGGGGCAACCUUAAAGCCGCAGCCCAACUGGGCAUGCACACCAUUAAAGUUGGGGACCCCGCGGUAGCUCUGAAGGAACUGGAAGGCGUUUUGGGGUUCCCCCUCUCCGGGUUCGUACCCGGGACCCGAUCGGUGAGAGCAACGAUGCAGCUUCCUGUGGACCAGCUCAGCCAAUACCUGCACAGGGUGCUACACCUGCCUGAUACAGAGCCAAUCAGAAUCCGGCAGUUCAGCCAUGGCCAGUCAAACCCCACGUACCUCCUGACCAUCGGGGGGCGCCGGAGGGUGGUCCUGAGGAAGAAACCCCCUGGAGCUCUGCUGCCCUCCGCCCACGCUGUGGAGAGGGAGUUCAGGGUUCUGAAAGCUCUGGGCAGUGCAGGGGUACCUGUGCCUGAGGUCAUCCAUCUCUGUGAGGAUCCCAGCGUUAUCGGGACGCCGUUUUACCUGAUGGAGUACCGGGCGGGACGGGUGUUUCUGGACCCCUCUCUGCCGGGCCUGACCCCGGAGCAGCGCCGGGGCGUGUACGAGGCCAUGACCGCUGUCCUCUGCCAAAUCCACCGCGCUGACAUCACCGCCCUGGGCCUGCAGGACUACGGCAAGCCAGGUGAGUACGUGGCGCGGCAGGUGCACAGGUGGACCCGUCAGUACCGGGCGAGCGAGACGCGCUCUAUCCCCGCCAUGGAGCGGCUGAUCCACUGGUUCCCCCAGCACCUCCCCCAGACCCAGAGAACCGCCAUAGUGCACGGAGACUUCAGGCUGGAUAACCUGGUGUUCCAUGCUGACAAGCCGGAGGUGGUGGCCGUGCUGGACUGGGAGCUCUCCACCCUGGGGGAUCCUCUCUGUGACCUGGCAACCAGCUGCCUCGCUCACUUCCUGCCUCCUGACUUCCCCAUCCUGCGAGGCAUCUGUGUCCCGGGCCUGUCCAGUCUGGGGAUCCCCAGUGCGGAGGAGGUGUUUGGGCAGUACAGCCGCGCGAUGGGACUGCCGGAUACCGCCAACUGGCAGCUCUACAUGGCCUUCUCCUUCUUCCGAGUGGCGGCCAUUUUACAGGGCGUGUACAAACGCUCGCUCACAGGACAGGCGAGCUCUUCCAGUGCAGAGAGUGCAGGCCAGCUUGCUGAGCAGAUGGCGGACCUGGCCUGGGACUUCGCCACCAAGGAGGGGUUCCGCGUCUUUAAGGCCAUGCCUGGCGGGGCCGGGGCGGGGCAGGGCGGGGGCCCGGGGCCCCCCCAGAGCCGGGGCCUCUCUACCUGGGCUCGGUGUGGUCCGAGCAGGCCGACAGGGGCCCGUCCCUUUUCCUCCGUCCCCCCCUCCCCGCCCCCCCUCUCGGAGGGGGCCCUGAUCGUCUCCCCGGCCGGGCUGCCCCCCCGGGUCCAGAACCUGCACCUCCUGCUGGAGCGCUUCCUGCAGGACCACCUCCUCCCCCAGGAGCAGCUGCUGCGGGACCACCAGGCCUCCUCCCGCUGCUGGAGCCCCCACCCCCUCAUCGAGGAGCUCAAGGAGAAGGCUCGGCAGCAGGGUCUGUGGAACCUCUUCAUCCCCGUGGAAACGGACCCCGACUGCAGGUUUGGGGCGGGGCUGACCAACCUGGAGUACGCCCACUUGUGUGAGGUCAUGGGUCGCUCUGUGUAUGCUCCUGAGGUGUUUAACUGCUCCGCUCCGGACACAGGGAACAUGGAGGUGCUGAUCCGUUAUGGGUCGCCACAGCAACAGGAGGAGUGGCUCCACCCCCUGCUGGACGGAACCAUCCGGUCCUGUUUCGCCAUGACUGAGCCCAAGGUGGCCUCUUCAGACGCAACCAACAUCGAGGCCUCCAUCCGAUUGGAGGACGACUCUUACAUCAUCAACGGACACAAGUGGUGGACAUCCGGAGCGCUGGACCCCCGCUGUAAGCUGUGCGUGUUCAUGGGGAAAACGGACCCCUCCGCCCCCCGUCACCGGCAGCAGUCAAUGAUCCUGGUCGCCAUGGAUACGCCGGGGGUGAAGGUCAUCCGGCCGCUGUCCGUUUACGGGGCAGAGGACCCCCCCGGGGGUCACGCGGAGCUGCUGUUCGAGGACGUGCGCGUGCCGCGCCACAGCCUGCUCCUGGGCCCCGGGCGCGGGUUCGAGAUCGCUCAGGGCCGGCUGGGCCCCGGACGCAUCCACCACUGCAUGAGGCUGGUGGGCCAGGCUGAGAGGGCCCUGGAGCUGAUGAAGGACAGGGUGAAAUCACGGGUGGCUUUCGGGAAACCCCUGGUGGAGCAGGGCACCAUCCUGGCUGACAUUGCCCGCUCACGGAUAGAGAUCGAACAGGCCCGACUGCUGGUGCUGAAGACUGCUCACCUCAUGGACACUGUGGGGAACAAGGUGGCAGCGCCAGAGAUCGCCAUGAUCAAAGUUGUGUGCCCAAGUAUGGCUCUGAGAGUCAUCGACCGAGCCAUCCAGGCGUUUGGGGCAGCAGGCCUGAGCAACGACUUCCCCCUGGCAGCGUUCUACAGCUGGGCCCGAGCACUGAGGCUCGCCGACGGUCCGGACGAGGUCCACCGUGCCGCCGUGGCCAAAAUGGAGCUCCGCCGAUGAUCUCCACCCACCGGCCGUUCCACCAUCAGUCUCCUUCACUCACUGAGGAAAGACAGUGCUAAAAAACUACAACAGGCUAAAACUGCUGCAGGCUAAAACUACUGCAAGCUAAAAAAUACAACAGGCUAAAAACUACUGCAGGGUAAAACUACUGCAGGCUAAAAACUACUGCAGGCUAAAAACUACAACAGGCUAAAAAUACUGCAAGCUAAAAAAUACAACAGGCUAAAAACUACAACAGGCUAAAAACUACAGCAGGCUAAAACUACUCCAGGCUAAAAACUACUGCAGGCUAAAAAUUAUGCAGGCAAAAAACUACUGGCUAAAAACUACAACCGACUUCAGUCCAAGAACCUCCAGCCGAUGUGUGAUGUCAUCACAGUAUCCAAGAAGCACUCCCAUCAGGCCUGGGCCGGAUUACUUAUCAAAUCCAGAAACAGGAAAAUCUGCGCUGUCAACAUGAGAAACACGCAGGUGCGUAGGGCUAACAAUACAGGACAAAGGAGAGAAUGCUAUUGUUUGCAAUGUGCGCUGUUGGCAUUCUCUCCUUUGCCAGAUUAGUUAUUACAAAUGCCCUUUAGACUUCCAGUACCAUUUCCUUGCAUAAUUUGUUCAAUUGCUGUUCUCUGUGAUUCGUAACUGAAUUCUUCUCACGUGUAUGUUUUUGGUUUGUGAGAGUUUUGCUGAAAAUAAUCAGGGUUCUGCAGGAGUGCUUCCGCCUAUGAAGAACCAAGUAUUUCAAGUGCCUGUUUGGCCCAGGUCUGAUUUCUACCACAUUUGUCCCGUUGGUUAUAUUUUUAAUAAGUGUAACUGAGACACUGUCAGCCGCACACCAUCUGCACACCGUGGUGCUGCCCAAGAAGUAGCAGCUUCGGAGGCUACACGCUUGGGUCUAUUCAGGGCUAGCGUCAAACUCUGUCUUCAUUAUUGCUUUUUUGUUUAGUCAUAACCUCUGCUGGUUAAUCAUCAAUAAGAGUGUGAGACUAAAAAUACACCUUAGAAAGCACAUAGGGGAAUUAUGUAUCACCAGAAAAAUCAUUUUCUGUCUGUAUAUAUUUUGUAAUAUAAUAUAUUUUCCCAAUGCAAAUAAAUGUAAAGUAAAUCUGAAGAUGUAUAAAUAAACACUGUAAAUCUG
Conger conger (European conger) is the source of this 4577-nucleotide messenger RNA. RefSeq names its product acyl-CoA dehydrogenase family member 10-like. The transcript is spliced from 21 exons. The record is from RefSeq and is a predicted model, not a curated record. Bases 257 to 3442 code for a protein of 1061 amino acids. Gene Ontology annotation, molecular function: flavin adenine dinucleotide binding; oxidoreductase activity, acting on the CH-CH group of donors. Lineage: Eukaryota; Metazoa; Chordata; Actinopteri; Anguilliformes; Congridae.